AUGGCCUCUGAAGAGCCAACAGUUCUCAUCAUAGGCGCCGGCACGUUUGGCGCAUCGACAGCAUACCACCUCAGCCAAACAUACCAAGACCCCUCACGCGUCACUUUGAUAGACCGCUGGGACCCCAACUCCCCUUUGCAGGACAAACAGGCUGCGGCGAUUGACACAAACCGAAUCAUCAGGACAGACUAUGAAUCCCACUUGUACUGCAAUGUUGCCAAUGAAGCCAUUCAUUUCUGGUUUUGGAAUAUUGCAGUCCAAGGACAUUUCCACAAGAAUGGCUGGAAGGUUUUGGAUUACAAAGAAAGUGGCUUUGGUGAUGCGGUGAAAAACACGUUCAAAGAGCGGGGAAGCAAUAUUACGAGUGAUUUUAGUUGCGAAGAGCUCCAGAAUUACGAUGUGUUGAAAGGAAUCAACAAGGAGGACUUUUCGCAGGGAUAUCAUAAUCCAGAGGCUGGGUGGUGCGAUGCAGAGAAAGCGACGACAAGUUUUACCAAGACAGCACUUGAGAUGGGCGUCAAGAGGGUGGUAGGGGAGGUCGGCGAGUUGCUACUGGAUCAAAGCCACUCGAAAUUGAAGGGGGUUCGGCUUGUGGACGGCAAGGUACUUGAGGCAGACCAAAUUAUUUUGGCAGCAGGCGCAUGGACGAGUGCACUGUUAUCUCCAGUGGAAGAUGUGUUGAAACUACAAGAGAAGGACAGGAUCGAACGACAAAUCACAGCCGUGGGGCGCCUAUCUGCUUACUACACGUUGAGUGAGCAAGAGACGCAGAGCAUCAUCGACGCGAAGAUGCCCGUUGUAGUCCUGGGCGGACUCGCCGACGUCAUUCCACCUUCACAACCCAAUCGAACACUGAAGAUCAACGAUUUGAGAACUGAGAUCGUGAAUACAGUACCCACAGCAUCGGGCCAUCGCAUCACUGUGCCGUCGCGCCGACACCAAACCGAUGUACCUCGGAAGCUGAUUGAGGAGAGUACGCGAGUCAUUCACGAAGCAAUGCCUGCAUGGAGCAAAUCGCGGACACCAAGUCGAUGGCGUAUAUGCUAUGAUGCUGUCACGCCGACUGAGGACUGGUUGAUGUGUCGACACCCAAAUGACAAGCUUAGUAACCUAUAUCUUGCUGUCGGGGGGAGCUUCCAUUCGUACAAAUUCUUGCCAGUUGCUGGAAGAUACAUGUUGAAUGUGUUAAAGGGAAAGAGCAACGGCGAAGAAAAAGAUCGAGCGUGGAGGUGGAAAAGCUCGCAAGAGCUAACGCAGAGAUCUGGAAAGGAAUUCGGUAAUAGUGCGAGGAACGGUCAGAGGAGAGAACUUAAAGACUAUGAAGAUGCGGAGAGAAGCUCGAAGCUAUAG
This is a messenger RNA of Plenodomus lingam JN3, 1350 nucleotides long. RefSeq lists its product as uncharacterized. Gene Ontology annotation, molecular function: flavin adenine dinucleotide binding; sarcosine oxidase activity; saccharopine oxidase activity. The record is from RefSeq and is a predicted model, not a curated record. NCBI's taxonomy places the organism in Eukaryota, Fungi, Ascomycota, Dothideomycetes, Pleosporales, Leptosphaeriaceae.